Messenger RNA from Cuscuta campestris, 1026 nucleotides. Lineage: Eukaryota; Viridiplantae; Streptophyta; Magnoliopsida; Solanales; Convolvulaceae. The record is from the annotation of a GenBank genome assembly.
CAACCUGAAACUUUUGAUGUUUGUAUUCAUUUAAGACCAAAGGAAGUAUUCUUUUUCUUGACCCACCUUCAUUCAAAAAUGUAGGGGAGCCCUACUCCUAUACCAUACACUGAGUGGGAGUGACACUUAUAAAUGCCACAUUUCCCUCCCAUAACUCAAAACCAUUGCCCUUUCUAAACAAACACUAAUUUGCCCUUUCUACCCUUGGGAAAAGGAAGGGAAAAAAUGAUAGUUGACAGCCUCCAAAGAGAACUCUCAGCUGAUUUCUGCAUCACUGAGGAAAUAAGCUGUGGGAAAAAGAGAGAUGGUAGAUCAAUGGAGAGGAAGAAAAAAUGCCCACAAGUCCAAGACGAUGGCGAGUUCAAAUCCAAAAACCUCAUCGCAGAAAGGAGGCGUCGCGAGAAGCUUAGCCGACGUCUCUUAGAGCUCCGGGCUUCCGUUCCCAACAUAACCAAUAUGACGAAAGAGACGAUAAUAACAGAUGCGAUAAGCUACAUUGAGGAGCUGCAGAGCAAUGUGAAAGAGCUGAGCAAUGUGCUUUUGGAAAUGGGAUCAUCAAAUUGUGGUGGGGUGGAUGAUGAUGAUGAUGAUGUGAAACCAGUGUUGGUUCCACCUUUUUUUUCUUUCAAACCAAACAAUCCCUUAAUUAUCAAGUGUUGGUGUCAACAGGGAGAGGUUCUUGUGGCUCCAAUUGCUGAAAACAAGCUAUGGAUCAAGAUAAUCUGCAAGAACAGAAAAGGUGUUUUCACUAAACUCAUGGAAGCCAUGAAAGGUCUUGGAGCUCAACUCAAUGACACCUCUGCAACUGCCUCUAAAGGCGCCCUUCUCGUCACUUCUACUCUCGAGUUAAGUCGGAGCGGGCGAACAGAGGCUCGUAAAACUCAAGAGUUCUUGGAGCAGAUCAUCAAGAACAUAUAAAGAUUGGGUUUUUCCUUAGAAUUUUGGAUGAGUAUCAGGUUAAUGUUGACACAAAUCUUGAUCCAGAAAAAAAGAAGAAAGGAGGAACAAAAAACAUGACUUAACUAU